AUGGACCUUUUCCCAUAUGAGUCAACUCUCCCUACUAAGGGUGGUGCGCGCGUGGAAAAUCCUUUCAGUGCGCGGAAAAUUCGUGCCGUGACCACCCCAAAGAUGUCGUCCGAUCAUUUAACGGUUGUGGAAGUUCCACAAAAUCGCUUUGACGACGCGAUCCACCACUUAAAAUGGAAUUUCUUUUCCGACGAACCGUUGAAUCACGCGGUAGGACUCUGCGGGAAAGGAGAGAGUCAGUUCGAGCUGGAAAGACACUGCGUGCUCACUUUAAAACAGGGAUACUCGAGGAUGCUGGUGGAUCAGAAUGGGACGAUAGCUGGUAUGGCUCUGAAUGGUAUACUGAAGAAGGGAGAGCGCGAAGAAGCUGAGCGUCGGCUGGCCGAAUUGAACGACGAGAAAUUCAAAAUAAUAUUCGGGCUCCUCUACAAAGUUAAUGAAAAAAUCGAUCUUUUUUCCAAGUACAAUGUCGACGAGUUAUUCGAAUGUCGAAUUCUUAGUGUCGAUGAAAACUUCCGUGGAAAGGGUUUAGCAAACGUUCUGAUGGCAGACAGUAUAGAAACGGCAAAAAAUGCUGGUUUCAAGGUAUUCAAAGCUGACGCGACGGGAAUGUUUUCGCAGAAAGUAUGCUUGAAACAUGGUUUUCAGGUAGAGGCUGAGAUCCCUUAUACGGAUCUCCACGAAUCAAUCAGACCUGCCCCUCCCCAUCAGGCUUUAAUGCUGAUGGUGAAGGUGUUAAAUUAAAUACAUACAUAUAUGUAGAAAGAGAGAGAACAAAAUGAGAUUUGACGUUAAUCUUGAGAAAUCUUUAAUAA
Messenger RNA from Habropoda laboriosa, 815 nucleotides. RefSeq names its product dopamine N-acetyltransferase-like. Bases 1 to 744 code for a protein of 247 amino acids. Gene Ontology annotation, molecular function: N-acetyltransferase activity. NCBI's taxonomy places the organism in Eukaryota, Metazoa, Arthropoda, Insecta, Hymenoptera, Apidae. The record is from RefSeq and is a predicted model, not a curated record. The transcript has 3 exons.